Messenger RNA from Odocoileus virginianus texanus, 3029 nucleotides. Lineage: Eukaryota; Metazoa; Chordata; Mammalia; Artiodactyla; Cervidae. The record is from RefSeq and is a predicted model, not a curated record.
AUGUGCGCGGAGAGUGCCGAGAAGCCCCCGCCGCGCUGCCUCUCGGGGCCAUCCCGCGACUUCACUUACACUUNGGGUCGGCGCGCCGCGUGCGCGGCCGUGCUGCUGACGGAGCUGCUGGAGCGCGCCGCCUUCUACGGCGUCACGGCCAACCUGGUGCUGUUCCUCAACGGCACGGCGUUCGGCUGGGAGGGCGCGGAGGCCAGCCAGGCGCUGCUGCUCUUCAUGGGCCUCACCUAUUUGGUGUCGCCGUUCGGGGGCUGGCUCGCCGAUGCGCGGCUCGGCCGGGCGCGCGCCAUCCUGCUCAGCCUGGCGCUCUACCUGCUCGGCAUGCUGGCCUUCCCGCUGCUGGCCGCGCCCGCUACACGCUCGGCGCUCUGCGGGGCCCCAGGCCCUGCGAACGUCCGCAAUUGCUCGGCGCCGCCGUGUACCGACACGCCCGCUCGCUACUGCGCGCCCGCAGUGCUGUCCGCGCUCGCUCUAGUGGGCCUGGGCGUGGGCGCGGUCAAGGCCAACAUCACGCCCUUUGGCGCAGACCAGGUUAAAGAUCGGGGUCCAGAAGCCACGCGAAGAUUUUUUAAUUGGUUUUAUUGGAGCAUUAAUCUGGGAGCAAUCGUCUCGCUGGGGGGCAUUGCCUACAUCCAGCAGAACGUGAGCUUUGUCACUGGCUAUGCCAUCCCUGCUGUCUGCAUUGGUGUUGCUUUCGUGGUCUUCCUGUGCGGCCAGACCUUUUUCAUCACCAAGCCGCCCGACGGCAGUGCCUUCACCGACAUGUUCAGGAUAUUGGUCUAUUCCUGCCGCCCUCAGAAGCGCAUCGGGGAGCACAGUCCUAGCGGUGAAGGCAUUGGAGUCUUUCAGCAAUCUUCUAAACACAGUCUGUUUGAUUCAUGUAAGAUGUCUCGAGGAGGGCCAUUCCCAGAAGAUAAAGUGGAAGAUGUGAAAGCUCUUGUCAAGAUUGUCCCCGUUUUCUUGGCUUUGAUACCUUACUGGACAGUGUAUUUUCAAAUGCAGACGACGUAUGUUUUACAGAGUCUUCAUUUGAAGAUUCCAGAAAUUUCCAGUAUUACAACCAAUCCUCAUACGUUUCCGGCAGCCUGGCUGACCAUGUUCGAUGCUGUGCUCAUCCUCCUGCUAAUUCCCCUGAAAGAUAAACUAGUCGAUCCCAUCUUGAAACGAAACGGCCUGCUACCAUCAUCCUUGAAAAGGAUCGCCGUGGGGAUGUUCUUCGUGAUGUGCUCAGCUUUCGCCGCAGGUGAGAAGCCGGCUCCGUUUCUGCUCCUGCCUUUUCCGGCAGCCUGGCUGACCAUGUUCGAUGCUGUGCUCAUCCUCCUGCUAAUUCCCCUGAAAGAUAAACUAGUCGAUCCCAUCUUGAAACGAAACGGCCUGCUACCAUCAUCCUUGAAAAGGAUCGCCGUGGGGAUGUUCUUCGUGAUGUGCUCAGCUUUCGCCGCAGGGAUUUUGGAAAGCAAGAGGCUGGACCUCGUGAAGGAGAAGACCAUCAACCAGACCAUUGGGAACGUUGUGUACUACGCCGCGGACUUGCCCAUCUGGUGGCAGGUCCCGCAGUACGUGCUGAUCGGCGUCAGUGAGAUAUUCGCCAGCAUCGCAGGCCUGGAAUUUGCAUACUCGGCUGCCCCCAAGUCCAUGCAGAGCGCCAUCAUGGGCUUGUUCUUCUUCUUCUCUGGCGUCGGGUCCUUCGUGGGCUCAGGACUGUUGGCGUUGGUGUCCCUGAAGGCCAUCGGGUGGAUGAGCAGCCACACAGACUUCGGCAACAUCAACGGCUGCUAUUUGAACUAUUACUUUUUCCUUCUGGCGGCCAUUCAAGGAGCCACCCUCCUGCUUUUCCUCAUCAUUUCUGUGAAAUACGACCGGCAGCGGUCGAGAGCGAACGGCACGCCCGCCAGCAGGAGGACCUGACGCUCCCGCAGCCCUGUUGGGUCUGUUGGACGGACAGAUGGACAGACGGAUCCGGGGGAAGGGGCCUGCAGGGGCUGGGAGAGUGGAUGGCUGACUUUCCUGAGACUUGGCAUGACACCGGGAUUGGUCUCUUGUCUUACCCGGUGAUCUAGGUAAGUGCCUUCCUGUGGUUCACCUCCUGCCACCCGGGCCUUCCUGGAGCAGAUGGACAGGCUGCGCAGGCUUCUCACCACCGAAGACCCUGGCUCACCCUGCAGCUGGUCUCCUCUGGCAAACACCUGCAGAUGCUGACACCGGUCUCCGAACAUGACAUCCAUGUGGGUUGGCAUCCCAGUAUUUUAAACAAGAAUCUCAUCUCCUUCCCGUAAAACCUGCGCUCACCUUCUUCUUUCUUGAUGAAUAGACAUCUGUUUCCAUUGCGGAACAGGAGGAUUUGUUAAGAAACGAGAGUGUGGUCAAGUGCCGCGAAGGUUUUAUAGAGAAGUCCUGCUCAUGGUUUCUCUCCUAAGCCACAAAUCUUGCCAACGCCAAGUUCCUCGGUACAUGCUGGUGAUGAAUACAUUUUAUCUGCUGCUUCAAAUAGUGCUAAGUUUUUAAACCGUUGAGAUUGCUUUCCUGUUGUUUCCUUAAGAACAUGAUGUUGUACUAAGAACUAUUUAAGACCAUGUGUUCAUCUCAGCCUGUGAAGCAGCCUGACGUGUGUUUUAAAACCUCGCCUAGUCAGUGCUCGUGUACGAUUUCCCUGUGGUACCACUGAGACUGAAGACCUGCUCUUGAGGGGGAGGGCCCUCCGCUGAACGGCGCUGGCGGGCGGUUGGCAGUGUUCAGUGUGAACCUGAAGUGUCGACAGUUGCUGGCUCUGGGCUGGGGGUGUUAUGUGUUGGGGGGUUUCUCGUUUUGUCUAAUAAACCAUUCUUCGUUUGUUGCUGUGCUUUUGGUAUAACUUUAUUAUAAAACACCUUGAUUUUGAGACCCACUGACUGUGUGCUCUCUCCACCAUCGUCACGUCUGUGCGUCUUGUGUGUGGAUUCCUCAGCUGUCGUGGAGACUGUGAGGGGUCCUCAGGCAGGAACUGAUGCGAAGUCUCAAUAAAACGCCUGCUCCUGAUACAA